Messenger RNA from Sycon ciliatum, 2369 nucleotides. RefSeq names its product protein unc-93 homolog A-like. Lineage: Eukaryota; Metazoa; Porifera; Calcarea; Leucosolenida; Sycettidae. Bases 247 to 2055 code for a protein of 602 amino acids. The transcript is spliced from 5 exons. The record is from RefSeq and is a predicted model, not a curated record.
GGUGCAGUCAGGGAAAAUCUCAUUGUUCCGCGGGGUCCGUAAAAAACCAGCGGUAGGCUGUUUGCUCUCGAGCAGUAGCAGAUUCCACAUGCACAAGCUCCUGCAUGAUAACGGUGAUAGAUCAUUCGCCUUUUGUCAGGUGUGAACGGCGUUGUGUCACUGGAAAGGUGUUUUUGUGGCGUUUGUGACUGGAGCUUGCUACGUUUGUUAGUUCGGAUUCGAGUGCGAGUACAGUAGCCGUCCGAAAUGGGUGCAGGCGAAGAUGGACGCUCGGAUUCUUUGGGCAUAGCGCCGGAGCUUUGUGAUGAAACCGUUGCAGAUGGCCGGGAAUCGCCAAUGUUUCACCAGGGUCAUGUGGACGAGGGGAGCGAUUCUGAAACCAGUCCCUGUACGCCAGCGGAGUGUUCGGUGGUAGCAGAACUAGACGAGUACGGACCGUCCAUUCUUCGAGAUGCAUUAGGUGAUUGCAACCCGGCACGAUGGGGGAAACGAUGCAUUGGAUCGACGUGCUGGUUUAGCAGAAGACCCUUUGCCAUAGCCACUCGCCAAGUAUCGGAGGUAACGUGUCACACUGAGACGACGAACAACUGGACAAAACACAACUUUUCAGCCGCGAUUCCAGAACAUGUGUCAUCACACCAUAGCAGAAGUCGGAAGAGAAGAAAACCGCUCACAGCGCAGAACAGAGAAGAUGCUAAAAUCCUUGCUCGGAACGCAAUCAUCGCCAUGGUAUCUGCCGUGUUGGCUUUGAUGCCCAUGUCCGGUCUGAUGUUCUUGGAAAGCUCGAUCAACGCAGCAGGAGGACUGGGUUCGAUAUGUUUUGCACUGCUCUACAUCCCUGGUCUGGUCAGCGUCAUGUUGCUCUUGCCACUGCUCAUCCGACGACUGAACGUCGGGCGAGUUGUACAGCUUUCAUUCGUGCCCAUGGUAUUGUUCGUGACGGCGCACUAUCGCAUCAUACCCAGCUACUAUUUGCUCAUGUGCACACUAGUCGGUGUGACAAACGUGCUGAAUGCCAGUGCCAUGGUGCUGUUAGCCAAUAGUUGUGCAAUGGAUUACGCCGCCAUCUACGGUAUCAGCGUAGAGCGAGUGAGACCGCAGUUCAACAGCAUCAUCUACAACGGGCCGGUCCUGUCUUACCUUAUGGGAUCCGUCGUGUCGUCCGUAGUGCUUCACAACCCGCAGCGGAGCCGACCAGAAAGCGCCAACGAUUCAAAUAUCCAUGGUUGCCCGUACGAUACGGAAACGCUGGUGUUGAGCAGCAAGGACCGCACAAUCCUACUAGUUACCUACCAGGUUCUCUCAAUACUUGGUCUGCUGCUGUCGUUGCGAUUGCGACAGCCAUCUAAAACAACCAUCAAGGCUAAACUUGCAGGGUCCACAGCCUGGCAACAAGUCACGGCUACUGGACGUCUGAUUGGUAACUUCGACUUGCUGUUGCUCAUCCCAGCAUUCUGCAUGACGGGCAUAGAGCGAGAGGUCUUGGCAGGAAACUUAACAUCCUUCUUCAUAACUCCCUGCCUCGGUGUGGCAUAUGUUGGCUACGCGAUCGUUACCUUCGGCACGAUGAGCUUCCUGAUGACGUCGACGUUGCCAGUGGUGAUGCGACGCGUCAGCAAUGGAGUGAUUGCAUGUGUUGCUAUGGUGAUACAGUCUACUGUCAUGGUAAUUCUGCUCGUCUGGACCCCGACGAGCGACAAUGCCACCCUGCUGUUCUUUCUCACGGGAAUGUGGGGAAUUGCCGACGCCAUGUGGAACGUAUCUGUCAAUGUCAUAAUAGGAGCUGUGUUCCCGUGCGAUCAGGAGGCUGCAUCGGCCAACUCCAAGAUGGGAAUGGGAUUAGGAGCAGCGGUGGGCGCUCUAUUCAGCCAGAGGAUAGGCAGCUGUAUGAGCCAGCUGCGUAUCAAGUUUGCCUGGGUCAUGGCCUUCUCCGCUCUAUCAGUCAUACUACUCUGUAUUGUGCAAUGGCGGCACAAGCGACGGCAACGAGGCACGAACAGAGCACAUCGUUUAGAGUCUCUUGAGCUGGUCCCCUUGCAUCAGGAGGAAGCAUGAAAGUGCUUCAUCCAAGCCGUUUUGAAGAAGAGCAUUCGACAAAUUGUCAAAUUUCCAAUAUUUCUGUUUAUACCACUACCAAUAGCAUCGAUGUGAUAUUUUAUUUAGUCGAUUUUCUUCACAAUUCAUGCGUGACAAGAACAUGAUUAUCAGAUUCGAGCAUCAUCAAUAUUAUUAAUACUCAUAAAAAGGACACACUUCAGGCUCUUUACGAACAUCUUGAAAGUUUUUGGUUUCACAAGUAUACUUUCAAGCCUUCUCAUCAGGUGAAAUACAGGCAAGGGAAAAGGAACAAUAAUUAUUAUUACCGAUCA